This is a messenger RNA of Panicum virgatum (switchgrass), 1098 nucleotides long. Its product is annotated as respirasome Complex Assembly Factor 1-like. The transcript is spliced from 4 exons. The record is from RefSeq and is a predicted model, not a curated record. Gene Ontology annotation, biological process: mitochondrial respirasome assembly. Lineage: Eukaryota; Viridiplantae; Streptophyta; Magnoliopsida; Poales; Poaceae. The coding region runs from base 301 to 699 and encodes 132 amino acids.
UCCGCUGCAGUUACGUCCCCCGCAGUUGAGUCACUGCGUGUGGGGCCUGCACGCAGUGGGGCCCACGUGGCAGUGACCCAACUGCAGGGGACGUUACUGCAGCGGAUCCGGUUCCGAGCGCCGCCGCCCGCCUCCAGCUAACUGCCCCUUGCCCCCUUCCCUGCUUUGCGGCCUUGCCUCGAUUUGGAACUGCCCCGUGCACGUGCGCCGCCGCGAUCCGCACCCUCCCCGCCUCGCCUCGGGGAUCCCGCCGCCGUUCCACCCGCCUCUGCUUCCAGAGAGAGAGAGAGAGAGAGAGAGAUGGCCAAGGCCAGGUCGUCGGCGAAGCAGUCGCGCGCGCAGGCGCCGGCGCAGCAGCAGAACGGCGCCCACGCGCUCUCCUCCAAGCUCGCGAGGUACCUCGACCCGGAGGCCACCUGGGACAAGGACCAGCUGCUGGACGCGGUGCACUGGAUCCGCCAGGCGGUGGGGCUCUUCUGCGGCCUGCUCUGGGGAGCCGUCCCCCUCGUCGGCGCCGUCUGGAUCGCGCUAUUUAUGGCUAUUUCGACGGGCAUUAUUUAUUGGUACUACGCAUACAUUUUGAAGAUUGACGAGGAGGAAUAUGGAGGCCAUGGGGCGCUACUUCAGGAGGGACUUUUUGCUUCUUUCACCCUUUUCCUGCUUUCGUGGACUCUAGUAUACAGUUUGGCUCACUUUUGAGAAGCUCCUUUGCUGCACAUACCAUGCGAUCUUUGCUCACCGUGUCAGCAGAAGAAACUCACCAGGAAAGUGUAGAUUAAGGAGCAUUUAGAACAAGCAUUGUAUCAAAAUGGGUCGGAGUUGUAAUGUUAUUUCCCAACCCCAGUGUAAUUUUGGUACUAUGGGUUUAGCUCAGUGCGAGGUAGAACACUGCCAAUGAAGUCUUCAAUCGGAGGAGAAAAUGUUGAUCACUGAGUUUGCAGUCAAACACUAUUCAGUUGCCCAAGCCAUGAAUUCGAUGUACAACAUUUAACGCAUCAUUGUUCUAAGUUUUUUAUAUGUGAUGUUGGGUGAACUAUCAGAAAGCUUAUUUUGUCAGAUGAACCAUACUAUAUUGCCAAAAUCGGAAGACACUUGUAU